This is a messenger RNA of Symbiodinium sp. CCMP2456, 578 nucleotides long. NCBI's taxonomy places the organism in Eukaryota, Dinophyceae, Suessiales, Symbiodiniaceae. The record is from the annotation of a GenBank genome assembly.
GCCAUCCCACCACGACCACCACGACCACCACCACCGCCGCCCUCGACAUCGGAGCCGCAGCAGCCGACCUGGCCGCCAACAUCGAGGCCGAGGCGAAAGCCAAGGUCGGCGAAGCCGAGGUGCUAGGAGGGGAGGUACCAACAGCACCUCCCGUCGUCAUUUCGACUCUCCCACCCUUCACAGCACCCACCAUCCCACCGCCACCCACCAUCGCCCCCAUUGCGACCCUCCCCCCUCCAGAAAUCCCGGCCAUAGCACCGAUCGCGACCGUGCCACCUCCAUUGCCCGCUGCUCCGAUCACCACCGCAGCGCUUCCCGGGCCACCUGCCUUUCCGACGCCCUUCCCGGUCGACGACGAGCAGGUCCUACAGCACCUCUUAGGCCGAUAUGAGGAGCUGAAGAAGCAGAGGGAAGACGUCUCGCAGCUCAGAUUCCAGGACUUGGCCGUCGCCUACUUGGCAGGCUGUGCCUCCCUCGUUCUUGGCCUUGUGGCCGUGAGAGCGGCCUGGCGAGUACCCCACCGGGACAACAGCGAUCAGCGGCCGCUGCUGCGAGAGCAGCGGGAGGUCGAUGUUUGA